Messenger RNA from Trichomonas vaginalis G3, 516 nucleotides. RefSeq lists its product as uncharacterized. The record is from RefSeq and is a predicted model, not a curated record. The transcript has a single exon. The coding region runs from base 1 to 516 and encodes 171 amino acids. NCBI's taxonomy places the organism in Eukaryota, Parabasalia, Trichomonadida, Trichomonadidae.
AUGUCAUAUGACGACAAAUAUAGACAUUUCUCCAUGGCAAAGAUGAGACAAGUUUUAAAUAUUUACAAUAACCGUAAACAAAAAGGUUUGGGAAAACUCCCCCGAAGAAAUGAAAAACAACCCGACUUAGAGAAAGACUAUAUAUUUAAUAGUUUAGUCAAAAGAGACAAACAAGAAAGAAUGCCAGGCUUCAAACUUAAGAAAGGUGACAAAGUAAAAAUAGAAAUACCUAAACGCGACCCAUAUGAAAAUACUAUUGACUAUGACAACAAUGGGAACUCGACAGGUACUCACAUUCGUGUUCGUAAAAAUAGAAGAAAGUAUACAAGAGAAUAUUAUGAAGUUUUAGGCAAACAUGGCAAAAUGUACACACUGCAAGCAGAAGAUAAAACUACUAUUGUCAGACCUCGUUUCAAACUUGUCAAAGUUCAAGGUGGUAUACUUUCAAAGACAGUUCCUAACAAAUAUAAGACAACUCCUGACGAAUAUGCUAAAGAAGUUGAAAAUGACGACUAA